AUGGAGCAGCCCAGCUCACUUCGCUCCGAAGCAUUGCGAACGCUACUGGACCUGGCCACCGCGACAGAGGAGCAUCCACGCUUAGCACUUGGCCUGGGCCAAGCACUGCAUUCCUUUUUCUGGUGGGGGCAUCAGCCGCAGGAGGUGGGGCUUGCGAGUCCCAGCGUUCAGGUCAUGCGGGAGUCUCUGACUCUCCAUGAAAGAGCACUGGCCGUUGCAGGCUGCGACCUCGUGGACUUGGAGCUUGAAGAGUUCCUCCUGAGGAAAUGUCCCUGGAGAUGGCGCUUUGCCUUCCUCAUCGGAUCGGAGCUUGGGCUGGAGCUUGCGCGUGGCGGUCAGGACUUCAGGGCCGCUUCGGAGAUCUUCGACCAUGUAGCCCGUCGAUUUGCAGAACUGCAGCGGCUUCCCUUCUUCGUCGGGAAAACCGCCAGCCCAAUGCGAUUGAAUCAGAAUGCCGACUUCUUCCCAACAGCUUGGCACUGGCCGAUCUGGGCACGGGAACAUUGGCCGGACUUCGCCAACUUCAUCGAGAGGCACUACGCGACGUUCCGGUCCAGCCUCGAGGCUCUCUUGAAGGAAGAUCCUGACGGUGCCCAUUUCGGCGCAGCAGCACGAUUUCAGAGCGGUCUGACGCCGAGGAAGGAGGAUUGGACCAGAAUCAAGCUCAUUCACAGCGGAGGAGAGUCCGAUCUCUGCCGCUUGCCCUUCCUUCAGCCCAGCUGUGCGCUGCUGGCACAAAGACCAGAAAUAGGCCCAGCCUGUGGAACCUAUCUGUCGGGUGCCUCGUUUGCCCGCCUGCUACCGGGAGCCCAGCUGAAGCCACACUUCGGCACACACCCGCGACUCACGUUGCAUCUGGGACUCCGUGCGCCAAGUGGUGCGACCUUGACGGUGGCUGGACAGGAGGUAUCAUGGAGCGACGGCAAAGUCAUCAUCUUUGAUGACACCUACAUGCACAAGGUUCAGCACCGAGGAGAUGAAGCACGCUACAUUCUGGUGGCUUGGUUCUGUCAUCCUUGUGACCGCGGGUGGCGCAAGGAUCGAGGUGGACAGUGGCUCCAAUCGAACCCCUUGCCAGAAUGGUGUGGUGCCGGUGGUCCCGGCUACAAAGAUCCUCCAGUGCCAGGUUACUCCGAGCAGUUCUGA
Molecule: messenger RNA, 1146 nt
Organism: Symbiodinium sp. CCMP2592
Lineage: Eukaryota; Dinophyceae; Suessiales; Symbiodiniaceae
Source: the annotation of a GenBank genome assembly